Molecule: messenger RNA, 2005 nt
Organism: Balaenoptera musculus (blue whale)
Lineage: Eukaryota; Metazoa; Chordata; Mammalia; Artiodactyla; Balaenopteridae
Gene: LRRC29
Product: leucine rich repeat containing 29
Exons: 7
Biological process (GO): SCF-dependent proteasomal ubiquitin-dependent protein catabolic process
Cellular component (GO): SCF ubiquitin ligase complex
Molecular function (GO): protein binding
Source: RefSeq, a predicted model, not a curated record
AUGGCUGAAUCUCUGCCUCUGGAGAUGCUCACAUAUAUUCUGAGCUUCCUGCCUCUAUCAGAUCAGAAAGAGGCCUCCCUUGUGAGUCGGGCUUGGUGCUGUGCAGCCCAGAAUGCCCUUCGGGAGCAACCAGGCCUUACCUCCCUGGACCUCCGCGGCUGCUCAGAACUGGCUGACGGGGCACUCUUGGCUGUGAGCCGGGGCCUGCGGCGCCUGUGGCACCUGAGCCUGAGGAAGCUGCAGCAGCUGACGGAUGCGAGAUGCUCAGCCCUAGGGGGCCUGCGGGAGCUGCAGAGCCUCGACAUGGCCGAGUGCUGCCUGGUGAGAGGGCGGAAAUUGGCCCAGGCCCUGGGCUUGGUGUGCGGAGCUCCACACCCACUGGCCUCCCUCAGCCUGGCCUACUGCUCCUCACUCAAGCCCCACAGCGGGUCCAGCCCGGUGACGCAGGCACAAGCCACCUCUCCAUUGCCCUCUCCCUCUUCCACUUCCCUCCUAGGAUGCCUCAGCGCUCUCCCUGAUGUCAGCGCUAAGCCCAAGCCUCAGGGUGCUAGACUUAUCCCUGCGUGGCCCCUCACCAACCAGACCGUGCAGGCCAUCUGCACCUACCUCACCCACCUGUCAGUCCCGCGCCUGGCUUGGUGCAAGGAGCUCCGUGACCGGGGGCUUCUGGGCUUGGGGCAACCAAGUGAGGAGACUCUGCAGGGGCCGCAGGUGCGGGACCCUCGAGGUCAUGGUGGGCGGGGCGGCCCCUGGGCUCAGCUGCCCUCCUGCCCCUCCUGCGCCUGUCUCUGGGAACAGCUGAGGGCGAAACUCGGGAGGAAUCUGGGAAGCAGGGGCUUCCUCUCACAGCCUCCCCGAGAGCUGGGCAUCGGGCCUCCAGCCCCAAAAGGACCCUUCUCCCUGGCCACAGGUCCCGCCCCACUCAUGCUGCAGACCCUACGGGACUUGGACCUCACAGCCUGCAGCAAGCUGACUGAUGCCAGUUUGACCAAGGUGCUCCAGGUCCCCCAGCUGAGGCGACUGUCACUGAGCCUGUUGCCAGCACUCACAGACAAGGGCUUGCUGGCUGCGGCCAGAGGCUGCCCCAGCGUGGAGCGCUUGGUGCUGAGUCACUGCAGCCGCCUCAGCGACGAAGGCUGGGCCCAGGCAGCCGGCUCCCGGCCGAGGCUGCAGCACCUCAACCUGUCCAGGUGCAGUCAGCUCGCGGAGCAGUGAUGGCCUCCCUGCGGAACGCUGGGUUCCACUGGGCAGGCGUGCAAGCAGCUCCGGAUGGUAGGUGUGGCCAUGUGUCCUGGCAUCAGCAUGGCUUCCAUCAGGCGCUUCCAAGCCCAACUGCCUGAGGUGACCUGCGUCCAGUCCCGCUUCAUGGGAGGGGCUGAACUGACCCUAACACUCUGAGGCCAGGUCAGUAACCAGCCCUGUGGCUCAGCCUCUGUCACCUCCAGAGGCUCCAGCCCUGGCCUCUUGACCUGCAGUUUGACUCAGUGCCUCCCACCUCCCUCUGCUACAUGCCCCAGAGCCCCUUCCCCAAGCUAAAAACCCCUGUUCUAGGACUAAGGGUGGGACUAUAUCAGGGCAGCCCAAGGGGCUUCCUGCCCCAGUCUGCCCCACAGCCCAGCAGGAACCUUUUCCAGCUACAUGUCGCUGCCACAGGCCCCUGGAAAUGCCAGCUCCUGCUCUCCUGUCCAGGCCUGGGUCCAGAGGCCAGGCCCACAGGUGGGCUGGGUCUGGUGCUGGGAGGAACAGACCCUGUGCCUCUGGCCCUGCCUCUUCUCACACUAAGGCCUGUACUGUUCCCCACAGCCCUCCCAGCCCCCUACCAGCACUGAGCUUUAGCAGCCAAGCCACAGUCUUUGUUGUAUACCCAACAAGAUUAAAAAUUCCAGAUCUCACCUCCUUGUCUGAAGUUCUCAGACCAAAGGGCCCCUUGCCUCCCCACCUCAGAUGAAGCAGCCCAGCCCAGGGACAAUGUGUAGGAAACGCCAGAGGGACAGACAGUUUCUUC